Babesia bovis T2Bo is the source of this 3190-nucleotide messenger RNA. RefSeq names its product Glutamate/Leucine/Phenylalanine/Valine dehydrogenase family protein. The record is from RefSeq and is a predicted model, not a curated record. NCBI's taxonomy places the organism in Eukaryota, Apicomplexa, Aconoidasida, Piroplasmida, Babesiidae. Gene Ontology annotation, biological process: L-glutamate catabolic process. Gene Ontology annotation, cellular component: mitochondrion. The coding region runs from base 40 to 3117 and encodes 1025 amino acids. The transcript has a single exon. Gene Ontology annotation, molecular function: L-glutamate dehydrogenase (NAD+) activity.
UCGGAUUUCUUUCCACAUUGAAUAGAAUCCUGCGUCAUCAUGGCUAUUGAUGCAAACCUGGACAACUACCUCCACGAUGAUGGACUUUCUGGAGUAGUGGGUAGUGAUGAAACUCACGAUGUGCCUCUAAGUGAUAGGUACGCAACCCAAUUCCAGGAAGUCUACAAAAUCGUGAAGGACCUAAAGACAUUUAGCGAUGACACGAUCAAUCAGACAAUGGAUCAAUACUACAACAAACUUGGCCUGAACGAAUACUACUUCAGCACAUCAAAUGCAAAAAUGAUUGCGAACAAUAUGGUGUCGGUGCUUACAGCUAAAAUUCUACACGAAAACUCUGGGUCCGACUACUUUCCCCUCAUUGAACAAGUACAUGAUGGCAGGGUGUUUAUCAUUACGAGAGCAUCGCUGCUGAACCAUAAGCUAUCACAAAUAUAUGCAGUUGAGAAAACUGUAGAACAAAGAUUCCUGCAUUUUGGUGAUGUUACAAGGCCAGUAUGGAGAAUGCAAUGCUUCAGAUCAACCAACUCUAUGUUCGAUGACCCUGCGAAUCUAUUCGAGAGAUUGCGCAUCUACUUUUUCCAGUUACCUAAUUUCGCUGAGAAUAAUCCGGAACCCGGUGAAUUAAGGCUGAGCAAACUACUAGAUAAAGACUUUUACAAAAAUAAGAGGAAUACUAUUACAGAGGAUAUAUUCUACAAACUAAACAAGCAAAUUGUAAUGUCAGAUGGCGGUAUAGGUCUUGUUAUGAAUGGUGAACCCCGAGAAUUCAAUACGUUCCGCAUUGAUGUAGCAUUUAGACAGGACUAUGUACAAAGUGAUUUCUAUUCAAGAUUUGGUGAUUGUGUCACUUACUAUGGUUGCUAUUCAAAGUCGAAGUAUGUGGAUCCUUUAUCAAACAACGUUUGCAUCAUCACAGCCUUUAUCACUAGCCUUCCGUCUACCGAACUUGAUAACCCCGAUUUGUCAUUACUGGAUAGAGCCCAUUCCAUCAUGACGGCUAUAAGGCUUUGUGGUAUUUUGCCACAUAGUCAUUACCUCAGCAUACUUACGGAAAGGUUGCUAAACGGUUCAGAAAUGGCUUAUGCAUACUGUGCAUCCAUUUUUGUGGAACACUUUAGUGGUAGUGUCGGCCCACAUAUGGCCCUGAUUGAACGUUUGGCUACAAGGGAGCAAAUGGCUCCAUCCGAGUUGUACGAUAUACGUUCGAAGUUGAUGAUUCCGUCAUACCUACCAAAUCAAAUCUUUGAAGCUGUUCAAGAAAAUAUACCUAUCCUUAAGCAGUUGCACAAAAACUUCUGCAUACUGCACAAUCCAGAUAUAAACCCAAAUGGAACCAAUACUGACCCUGAUAGCAAUGCAUUGAAGGAAACUAUUAAAACCUUGGAUAACCAGGUUCACGCAAAGAUAUUGUCAUUGUUCCUUACGUUCAAUAGCUCAACUUUGCGUACGAACUUCUUCGUUACGGAGAAAUCAAGUUUUGCGUUCAGGCUCGAUCCCUCUUUCCUAUCCAAAAAUGACUACCCAGAGACACCAUAUGGUAUAGUCAUGUUAAUGGGUCCGUUCUUCAGGGGUUUCCACAUAAGGUUCAGUGAAAUCUCACGUGGUGGUAUCAGGGUUGUACAAUCAUUCUCCCAUGAAGCUUUCACGCGUAAUAAGCUCCAGGUUUUCGAUGAGGCAUAUAAUCUUUCUUAUACCCAAAGUCUCAAGAAUAAGGAUAUACCCGAGGGAGGAAGUAAAGGUGUAAUCCUCCUGGACAAGGCACCAAACGCAGACCUUGCUCAGAUAUACACAAGGAACAGCUUUAUGUGCUAUGUGGAUGGAUUGCUAGAUGUUAUGAUGCCAUGCGCUCAGAUGGUUGACCACUUGCAUCAGGAUGAAAUAUACUUCCUGGGACCUGAUGAGCACACGGGCACAGGAAGGCUUAUGGACUGGGCAGCUAACCAUGCUAAGCUACGCGGAUUCCCUUUCUGGAGGUCGUUCACUACAGGUAAGGAACCUGUUAUGGGAGGUAUACCACAUGAUACGUACGGUAUGACAACUGCCAGCAUAGAGGCUUACAUCCACGAACUGCUCAAUAUAUUCCACCUUAAUGAAGAGGAAGUUACAAGAUUCUUGACGGGUGGCCCUGACGGAGACCUUGGAAGUAAUGCACUUUUAUGCUCUAAAACAAAGACCUUAACCGUAAUUGACAAAAGUGGUGUGCUUCACGACCCAGAGGGACUGGAUAUCAAUGAACUACAACGGCUGGCAGCAAAUAGAUUAAAGGGUCUGCCCACUAGUGCUAUGCACUAUAAUGAAGCACUGCUUUCUGAUAAGGGUUUCAAGGUACCUGAAGACGCAGUAGAUAUGGUUCUACCAGAUGGCACAAAGGUUAAGCGUGGGCAUAAGUUCAGGGACGAGUUUCAUUUGGGUGCCUGCCCAUCAGAUUUAUUCAACCCUUGUGGUGGAAGGCCUUCUUCUAUAACGCCAUUCAACGUUAAUAGGCUGUUUGACGAAAAGGGCAAGUGCAUAUACAAGUUCAUUGUAGAGGGUGCCAAUGUGUUCAUAACUCAGGAUGCAAGAAGAAUUCUGGAAAACAAAGGAGUUAUCUUGUUUAAGGACGCAUCCACUAACAAGGGUGGUGUCACCAGCAGUAGUUUCGAGGUGCUAGCAGCCUUGGUACUAGAUGACGAUACCUUUGACGAAAUGAUGACCGUCAAGGAGGGUGGGGAAUUCCCGCAAUUCCGUAAAGACUACAUCAAUGAAAUUCUCGACAUCAUAAAGAAGAAUGCGCGCAGGGAAUUCCAUGCACUGUGGAAUGAAGGGCUACGCAUAGGGAUGCCACGCUGCGACCUUACUGACGUUCUAUCAACCAAGAUUAUACGACUCAAGAAGGACAUUAUAGACUCUAAUUCAUUAUGGGAGGACACUGUUCUGGUAAGGGCUGUCCUUUCCAAAGCUAUACCGCAGUCGUUGCAGAAGCUUGUGCCAAUAGAGGACAUUAUGGUACGGCUACCAGAUCGUUAUAUGCGUUCGAUGUUUGCAUCGCAUCUCGCAUCUACUUUCUACUAUUCGCAGCAGUUUACUGACGACACCUCUGUGUUUGCAUUCUAUGAGUAUCUAAAAGCCCUCAAAUGAACGGCAUGCUCUACAACUUCGAAACAAAUAUGUGACUAGAUUGCGAUUCAAUUGCGUGAUAUCUGACUAGAGC